ACGAGAUCGUGGUGGAUCACCUGAAGAUUUCGGUUCUGUGUGUGGAGAGAGAAGAAGAUGCCUCCAUUUCCCAACUUCAGAGCCGAAGUUGCCAAAGCACCUCAUUUUUCUCUCUCAUCCUUGGAUAUCACGUCGGAAGUCUUGCUGCAUCCAUCAAUCGUGAUGUAUCCACUCUGUACUCCUGGCUAGAAAGUAGUUGUCCUCUGAGAAUCUGAAAAAGAUAUCUGUAGCGCGAGCUUGGUUCGAACUUUCAACUCAUCUUUUUCUCAUUAUCUUCCUCAGCCAAGCAUUGAACGAAAAAGUGGAAAAGAUAUCCUUGCAAGAAAAGCAAUUUGACCAUGGCUCCUUAUUCCCACGACGACGAUGCGACCGACGCUGUAGAACCAUCCCCCAGUGUCCAUCCUUUGGAUCCUCUCUCCAAGCACGAGAUUAUUCAAGCUGUGGAGAUUGUCAAGAAGGAUUUGAACACGGCGAGUCUUCGAUUUGAAACCAUCGAGCUGUUUGAACCACUCAAAUCGGCUGUCCGAGAAUUUGACCAAAGCAAUAACGGCGCUGUGGCUGUGGUUGAGCGCAAGGCCCGCGUCAAUGCCUUUACCAUUGGCCCUGGCAUUGGAGUGUGGAAGAUGGUUGUGUCGCUGACAAAUUCCAGUCUUUGUACCAAAACCUUUUUGCCUCAGGCGCGUCCCAUGAUUCAAUUGGAAGAAUUUGAACAGAUUGAAAAGGUUGUCAAGGAGGAUGAACGUGUCAUUGCCGCCUGCGCCAAACGAGGCAUCACGGACAUGAGUCUGCUCUGCGUUGACCCAUGGAGCUCGGGUACCUUUGGUGAAAGCUACGAACAGGAUCGGCACCUCAGCUACGCCUUUUUGUGGGUCCGAUCCAAAGAAUUGGACAAUUUAUAUGCCCAUCCUGUCAGCGGAUUGAAUCCGGUAGUGGAUAUUAAGGAAAUGAAAGUGGUUCAUGUGGAUGAUUGGGAAGAAGAUGUUCCGGAAAAAGAUCGCACUCCCAUUCCCAGCAAAGAAUGCAACUACGACCGUGUCUUUUUGGGCGAGGACAAGAAGCCACGCACCGAUCUGAAUCCCAUCAAUGUUGUCCAGCCAGAAGGUGUAAGCUUUUCUCUCCGUGGGCAUACAUUGAAAUGGCAUGACUGGUCCAUCCUGGUUGGUUUCAAUGGUCGCGAAGGUAUCACCUUGCACAAUAUCAAGUAUCAAGGUCGUCCCAUCUGCUACCGAGCCUCUCUGAGUGAAAUGGUAGUCCCUUAUGGAUCCCCCAAGGCACCGCAUUAUCGCAAGAAUGUUUUUGAUAUUGGUGAAUAUGGACUUGGCAACAUGGCCAACUCUUUGAAGCUGGGCUGUGAUUGUGUUGGUGCAAUUCAGUACAUGGAUGGUUGGAUCUCCGAUAUCCAGGGCAACCCACAGUGCAUUGAAAACGCAAUUUGCAUUCAUGAAGAAGAUUUUGGCAUUCUUUGGAAGCAUUGGGACUUCCGCACGGACAGAACCGAAAUGCGCCGUGCGAGGCGACUGGUGGUUUCUAGUAUUUCAACGGUUGGAAACUAUGAAUAUGGAUCCUAUUGGUACUUCUACUUGGAUGGCACCAUUGAAUUUGAGAUGAAGGCCACAGGAAUCAUCAACACAGUUGCCUGCCCCCCGAUGAAGCCCGACCGCUACGGAACCGAGGUUACCCCCGGAGUCUUUGGUCAAAUCCACCAGCACAUCUUUUGUGCUCGUCUCGACAUGAGCGUGGACGGAGACGAGAACACGGUCGUAGAAUGCAACACAGUUGCCGUCCCAAUGGGCAAGGACAACCCCUACGGCAAUGCUUUCUACGUGGAAUCGACGCCCUUGGUGACGGAAGGAGGUCGGUACAGGAAUCCUGACUCGGAGCGAUUCUGGAAAGUCACCAAUCCCUCCAAGACCAAUCACGUUGGUCAACCUGUUUCGUACAAGUUGGAGCCUACCCAUUCCGUCAAAGUCUUUACCCAUCCUAACUCGCCCUCUGGGAGGCGGAUGGGCUGGACCUACAAUCAUCUCUGGGUAACCCCCUAUGACGAAGAAGAACGCUACCCCACGGGCGAUUUUGUAAACCAGCACGAUGGGAGCAAUGACCUUUCAAAAUGGGUUCAGAAGGAGCGUUCCAUUGAGAACACUGACAUUGUGGCUUGGCACGUCUUUGGAUUGCAUCAUCCGGUUCGCCCAGAGGACUUUCCGGUUCAGAAUGCUAUCAACACUGGUUUCAAGUUGAUGCCGGUUGGUUUCUUUGACCAGAAUCCCAACAUCAUCGACCUGCCGUUUGAACGCAACCAGGCCAGCAAGUAUGCUUCAGAGGCCAGCGCCAGCGCAUGUUGCCAGUAGACAGAGCAAUGGAAAGGAAAGGAGAGAUCUCCUGUUCAGUCUUUUGAUGGCCUGCCCCCUGCUGGCUUCCGAUCAGGCACUACAGCAUGUGCUGCAACGCCUUCCUACUAGUAGUAGUCCUAGUUAUAGAAGAACGCUGUAAUGCAUCUUUUGAUUAUAGUCUCAGCUGGUUAAAGUAGCCAUGCCGAACACACGAGAUCGCAGUUCCCGAAC
Seminavis robusta is the source of this 2561-nucleotide messenger RNA. The record is from the annotation of a GenBank genome assembly. Lineage: Eukaryota; Bacillariophyta; Bacillariophyceae; Naviculales; Naviculaceae.